Messenger RNA from Aspergillus terreus NIH2624, 1371 nucleotides. RefSeq names its product putative amino acid transporter (Mtr). The coding region runs from base 1 to 1371 and encodes 456 amino acids. The record is from RefSeq and is a predicted model, not a curated record. The transcript is spliced from 5 exons. Gene Ontology annotation, biological process: amino acid transmembrane transport. Gene Ontology annotation, cellular component: vacuolar membrane. NCBI's taxonomy places the organism in Eukaryota, Fungi, Ascomycota, Eurotiomycetes, Eurotiales, Aspergillaceae. Gene Ontology annotation, molecular function: amino acid transmembrane transporter activity.
AUGGCCGAAAAGAAGCAAGACGACUCUCUCUCUCCCACCCCCUCCGAUCUCAGGGUGGGCCAGGUCACUGAGGAUGCCGUCUGGGGUGAAGUAACGGGCGAGGGCCCCAACUAUCGCAAUGUCGGCUGGCUGGGAACUUCCGUGCUCAUGAUGAAGACGCAAAUCGGUCUCGGCGUGCUCUCCAUUCCCGUUGCCUUUGAUGCCCUCGGGAUCGUCCCCGGCGUCAUCUGUCUCAUUGUCAUUGGCGGCAUCACCACCUGGUCCGACUAUAUCAUCGGCAUCUUCAAGCUGCGCCAUCGGGACGUCUACGGCAUCGACGACGUGGGUGCGCUGCUGUUCGGCCGUACCGGCAGGAUUGUCCUCGGCGCUGCAUUCCUCCUUUGGUGGACGUUUGUCGCCGGCUCCGGCAUGCUGGGCAUCUCAAUCGCCCUCAACGCCGUCUCCUCCCAUGCCACCUGCACCGCCGUCUAUGUGGCCGUCGCCAUGAUCGUCACCUUCAUCCUGUCGAGCAUCCAGACCCUCGGCCGCAUCUCCUGGCUGGCCUGGAACCAUCUAACAACCCCAGUCAUGAUCGUGACCAUCGGCGUCGGCGUCCAAGACCGCCCCUCCGCCGCCCCGCAAGACGGCGUCUGGGUCUCCGACUACAAGAUCGUCGGCAGCCCCGACUUCAACAGCGCCAUCACCGCCCUCACCACCAUCGUCUUCGCCUACGCCGGCACCCCGGCCUUCUUCUCCAUCGCCGCCGAAAUGCGCGACCCCGCCCACUACGGCCGCGCCCUCGUGCUCUGCCAGUCCGUCGUCACCGCCUUCUACAUCGUCAUCGGCGUCGUCGUCUACUACUUCUGCGGGUCGUACGUCUCCUCGCCUGCCCUGGGCUCCGCCGGCCCGACCCUCAAAAUCGUCAGCUACGCCUUUGCCCUGCCCGGUUUGCUCGUGAGCACCCUGCUCUUCAUCCACAUCUCAGCCAAAUACAUCUUCGUCCGCAUCCUCCAGGGCUCCAGGCACCUCACCGCCAACACCCUCACGCACUGGGCCGUCUGGAUCGGCUGCACCUUCGGCAUCGCCCUCGUCGCCUACAUCAUCGCCAGCGCCAUCCCCGUCUUCAGCGACCUCGUCUCGCUCGUCGGCGCCCUCCUCGGCACCCCCAUGUGCUUCCAGCCCAUGGCCGGCAUGUGGCUGUACGACAACUGGAGCUCGGGCAAGGCGCGCAAGUCGCUGUGGUGGAUGGCCAUGGUGGCCUGGUGUGCGUUUGUCGUGCUUUCGGGGACGUUCCUCAUGAUUGGGGGGACGUAUGGCUCGAUUGUUACGAUUAUUGAUAGUUAUAAGAAGACGGGUGGGUCGGCGGCUUGGUCGUGUGCGGAUAAUUCUUAG